This is a messenger RNA of Paramecium sonneborni, 930 nucleotides long. The record is from the annotation of a GenBank genome assembly. NCBI's taxonomy places the organism in Eukaryota, Ciliophora, Oligohymenophorea, Peniculida, Parameciidae.
AUGCUUUAAAAGAUAGAAAAUCAAUAACAAACAUGCUUUAGAUAAAAACUAAAAAUAUAAGAUUAUCGCCAUCAUUAGGAUCAACAAGAGUUGGAACAGAAAUAAAUUCUUUUAGACAUAGGAGAUUAAAGACUCCAAUAGAUGAUGGAAUAUAAUAAAUAAAGACUAGUAGAUCUUAAUAAGUAUGUAAAGAUAAUUGAGGAGGUAUCUCCAUUAAAAGAUGUAUGUCCUUGGAAUACAUAGACACCAUUAUAAAGAUUGAUGAAAAUAAAUAAAGCAACAGAAAAAGAGAAAAGGGUUUUGUAACAUUUCAUAUGCAACAAAUGGUUAAAAGAAGUCAUAUUAAAGAAAAGCAUACAUGUAGCUAUACCGAAAGAAUCAGAAGAAGAAAAGAGAAUUAGAAUAUAAGAAUUUGAGACAUCAGAGCAUCAUAGAUAAUUAAGAAUAUAGUAAUCUUUGACUCCAAAUAUGAGUAAAAUGGAGAAGGUUUUUUGCAAAAUAAAAAUCUUUUGUAAAUUAGCAAGUUAAAGAGGAAUAAAUUUAACGGAUUAAAUUAGAAUAAAUAAUGAUUAUCGUAGAUUAGUAUUUUUUGUGCAUUUUCGAAAUGAAGAUUACAAGAUUUGUGAUUAAAUGAUCAAUUCAGAUAGUCAUAUAAAAAAUGCAAUUGAUAUGGUAUUAUUUAAUUAAAUUUAAGUAAGGUGAUAGACCUUUACAUAUAGCAGUUAGAAGAAAUAAUUUGAGAUAAUUAAUGUAUAUAUUGAAUAAGUAACCUGAUUUAGAAGCAGUAAAUUUUUAUGAAUAGACUGCAUUAAAUUUAGCCAUAUUAUUAAAACAUUAUGAAAUGUAAAAGGUAUUUUUUUAUAUAAAAAUUGAUUCUUUUAGUUAAUGGAUGUAGUCCUUGGAAGAUAUUCAAACCAAAUAAAUUAGUGA